AGUUUGUCACCAAAGAUGGCGAUUUGCUGAGUGCUCAUGGAUACACACAUUUCGCGACUAGCUGUUAUCCCGCCCGCAACGUCAACUUUAAAAACUAAUUAACUGCUCGCCGAGCCAACACUUCGUCUUUGGAAAGAACACCCAAAAACUACGUCGGCCAACGCCACCAUGCAGAUCACACUAAAAACACUGCAACAGCAGACCAUUCAAAUUGAGAUAGACCCCGAACAAACGGUGAAAGCCUUAAAAGAGAAGAUCGAAGCGGAGAGGGGGAAAGACAACUUUCCCGUAUCUGGACAGAAACUGAUAUAUGCUGGAAAGAUUCUUCAAGAUGACACGCCAAUUAAGGACUAUAAAAUUGAUGAAAAGAAUUUUGUUGUAGUGAUGGUGUCCAAGGCAAAGCCUGCAGCUGGUGCCGCGGCGCCGCCUGCUUCAGAAGCACCAAAACCCCCUGCCCAGGAUGCUGGUUCAACGUCAACAUCUGCCCCAGCCUCAUCCCCAGCAUCAGCUCCAGCCUCGACUCCUGCAGCUGUCCUCACGCCCCCCGAGGAGGCCAAGGAGGAGCCAAGUGCUACAGCAACAGAAACCCAACAACCAGCCAGUUCCAGUGGAGGGGGCCAGGGUUUGGAUGCCUCUUCUGCACUGGUGACUGGAGCGGAGUAUGAAGCAAUGUUGACAGAGAUCAUGUCUAUGGGUUACGAGCGAGAGAGAGUGGUUGCAGCACUACGUGCCAGCUUCAACAACCCUCACAGAGCCGUGGAGUACCUUCUCACUGGUCUCCCAAGCAGUCCGAUCCAGGAGACAAAUCCCCCGGCACACACUCCAGCAUCUGGACCCACAGAAGCCCCGUCUCUAGCAGAAGGAGAGAACCCACUUGCUUUCCUGCGGACUCAGUCCCAGUUUCUUCACAUGAGACAGGCCAUCCAGCAGAACCCAGCUCUGCUUCCCACCCUCCUGCAGCAGCUCGGCAGGGAGAACCCUCAACUCUUGCAGCAAAUCAGUCAGCACCAGGAGCUGUUCAUCCAGAUGUUGAACGAGCCAGUGGGUGAAGGCGGCGAGGCACCAGAGGUCGGAGAGAUUGGAGCUGCGGGCGAGGAGGGCGCUCCUGUCAACUACAUCCAAGUUACACCUCAGGAGAAGGAAGCCAUCGAAAGGCUAAAAGCGCUUGGCUUCCCCGAGGCGUUGGUCAUCCAGGCUUACUUUGCCUGUGAGAAGAACGAGAACCUGGCCGCCAACUUUCUCCUCAACCAGGGCCUGGAAGACGACUGAAGAGCCGAAGACCACCGCCUUCCUGCUCCUCCCCUCCCACCCUCCCCCCUUCAAAGACUGCACCCCCAAUUUACUGUACAGCCACCAACCUCAGCUCCACCCAACAAGGAGGGGGAGAGCCAGAAGGGAGAGGGGUGGGAUGGGAUGGGGUCAUUUUUAUGACGAUAACAAAACAUGGAGGUUAUGUGCAGGAAGGUUCGAUAAGUUAGCUCAUGGAAGGUCGCAGUGAAAAUGUGUGGACAAAUUUUAAAAUCCACGUGAAUUCCAAUGGAAUGUGUGGGCUUUGUUUAGGGGACAUCCACAAUUUGAUUUUAGAUGCGCUUUGUGAACACUAAAGGGGGGCUGAAGUUGCUGCGCUAAGUGUGCGUGUGUGCGCUUGUGUGCGCGCGUACACGUCUGCGUGCCUGUGCAGAUGUGAUACUGUUACGCUGAAGAAGAAAAAAAAAGUAAUCAGUUUGCAUUGUCUAAGUUUGUUAAUGCUGUAGCUCAGCGCAUACGUCUCGUGUGCAACAUGAUGUGUGUGUGCGGCAUGUGUGUCCAACAUUAUGACACAAACUGGUCAUGCUGUUUGGGUUUGACGGGAUGAACUGACGAGAUUUGGUCUUCCCUUGUAUGUCACCUUUGUUUGUCCACGCUGGCCAGAAAUGUACGAGCCAAUAAGAAUCCUUUUUCUGUAUCUCUACAGUCACUUAAACGAACUUGUUAGCUCUGCUCAUUAGUUUGUGAUGCUAAUACAUCAUGGCCCAGAAAACCUCUUGUGCAAAUUACAAAAUUACAUUUGUUCAAAAGUUUAGCGUUUUCUGCUUAUAAGAUUUCCAAAAUAAAACAGUAAAGAUAUUCUGGUCAAACACUU
Dunckerocampus dactyliophorus (ringed pipefish) is the source of this 2122-nucleotide messenger RNA. It is a transcript of the gene rad23aa, whose product is annotated as RAD23 homolog A, nucleotide excision repair protein a. Gene Ontology annotation, molecular function: proteasome binding; polyubiquitin modification-dependent protein binding; damaged DNA binding. The transcript has 9 exons. Gene Ontology annotation, cellular component: nucleoplasm; cytosol. NCBI's taxonomy places the organism in Eukaryota, Metazoa, Chordata, Actinopteri, Syngnathiformes, Syngnathidae. The record is from RefSeq and is a predicted model, not a curated record. The coding region runs from base 169 to 1269 and encodes 366 amino acids. Gene Ontology annotation, biological process: proteasome-mediated ubiquitin-dependent protein catabolic process; nucleotide-excision repair.